CAGCGUUGAUUGGAGAGUGAGUGAGUGAGUAGUGGGGGCGUUUCAGCUCUGAGUCUGUAUUUUGACCAUAACAACAAAAAGAGAGAGAAACUAACAAACAAACAAACAAGAUUCUGCUUCUAGCUUUAGCUUUUGCGUUUGCGUUUGCGUCUAACCUCUCUUCCCCUUCCGGAACCGUACAUUCACUCUCUGCAAUUUCCUCAUCGAUCCCUGCUACUGAUUCGGUGAGUUGAUUAGAGUUGAUGGACUGGAGCUGUAAAGGUGAUCAGAAUUGGUAUAAUCAAAAUCCGAGCAUUCAUCAUAACAUUCCUGUCAAUUGAAUGUUUUCAUUCUUUCUCAUUUGAACAUGAAGUGAGGUUUUUCUGCUGUAUGGAAAUUGUGUACACAGUUUAGUUAUUUUUGAAUUUUAAUAUGGGUGGCAUUUGUUCGAGAUCAUGGAAAGCUACUGUAGAUGGUGUAGCUGUAGAUAAUGUACCUGGUGAAAGUUCGAGACAUUCUGCGAAUAAUGGUCAUGCUAAUAUUGACAAUGAAGGUGGAAAUGGAAUGGCUUAUCAGUCUGUUUCUGCGACUAUAAAUAGUAAUUCAACUUUGCUUCCUCUCGCUGAUGGGUUUGAUAAACAUCAACGGGAGUCAUUUUCGUUUACUGGAUUGGAGAAGGUUCCGUAUGGGCCGGGUAUGGAGGAUAUAAAUGAUGGGAUUCCUCGGCUGCCACGGACGUUAUCGCAUAAAUCUAGGAAAACUGUUAAGGUAUCAGAAGUGAGCUCCCUCUUGGGCAGAGCAGGUACAGUCGGACUUGGCAAGGCCGUAGAUGUUUUGGACACACUAGGUAGUAGUAUGACAAAUUUGAAUCUCAAUAGUGGUUUUACAUCGGGAGUUACAACAAAAGGAAAUAAAAUUUCAAUUUUGGCCUUUGAAGUUGCAAACACAAUAGUUAAGGGUGCCAAUCUAAUGCAAUCUCUUUCAAAAGAGAGCAUUAAACAUUUAAAAGAGGUUGUUCUGCCAUCUGAUGGAGUGCAAAACUUAGUAUCUAGAGAUAUGAAUGAACUCCUAAGAAUUGCUGCUGCAGACAAGAGAGAAGAAUUGAAAAUAUUUUCGGGCGAAGUUGUGCGGUUUGGAAAUCGAUGCAAAGAUCCCCAGUGGCACAACCUGGAACGUUAUUUUGAGAAGUUAGGUUCAGAGCUUUCACCUCAAAGGCAAUUGAAAGAGGAGGCAGAGAUUGUGAUGCAACAAUUAAUGACCUUUGUUCAAUAUACUGCUGAAUUAUAUCAUGAAUUGCACGCCUUAGACAGGUUUGAUCAAGAUUAUCGACGCAAGCUUCAAGAAGAGGACAGUUCAAAUGCCACACAGAGAGGAGACAGCCUUGCAAUUUUAAAAGCAGAACUGAAGAGUCAAAAGAAGCAUGUAAGAAAUUUGAAAAAAAAAUCACUGUGGUCCAAGAUUUUGGAAGAGGUGAUGGAAAAGCUUGUAAAUAUCGUCCAUUUUCUAUAUUUGGAGAUAAACGAAGCAUUUGGUAGUGUUGACAUUGAUAAGCAAGUGAAAGAUUCUCAAGGCAACCAUAAGAAGUUGGGGGCUGCUGGUCUUGCUUUGCAUUAUGCAAACAUUAUCACUCAAAUUGAUACUCUGGUAUCUCGAUCAGGUUCUGUGCCUCCUAAUACUAGGGAUGCUUUAUAUCAAGGACUGCCUCCUAAUGUAAAAUCAGCAUUGCGCUCUAAGUUACAGUCAUUUCAGGUUAAAGAAGAGCUUACUGUCCCACAAAUCAAAGAUGAAAUGGAGAAAACAUUGAAGUGGCUUGUUCCUAUUGCUACUAACACAACGAAAGCUCAUCAUGGCUUUGGAUGGGUUGGAGAAUGGGCAAACACAGGGUCUGAUGUCAACCGUAAACCUACGGGCCAGUCAGACUUGUUGAGAAUCGAAACACUACACCAUGCUGAUAAAGAUAAAACAGAAGCGUAUAUACUUGAACUGGUUGUUUGGCUACAUCACCUAGUCAGCCAAGUAAGAGUUGGCAACGGAGGAAUAAGGUCCCCUGUCAAAUCUCCGAUUCGUUCUCCAAACCAGAAAACAUUGCAAUUGUUUACACAAAAAGGCUGCUCUUCUUCUCCCUUGUUAACAAUCGAAGAUCAACAAAUGCUUCAAGAUGUUGGCAAGAGGAAACUAACACCCGGCAUCAGUAAAAGUCAGGAAUUUGAAACUGCCAAGACUAGGUUGAACAAACACCAUAGACUUAGCAAGAGUAGUAAUCAUUCCCCAAUCAGUGAAAGCAAAAACGAUAUAUUCUGCACAAGAUGGCGGCUACCUUCUAUUCCUUUCAUCGACUUUGAUAUUGACCGAAUGAAGGCCUUGGAUGUCAUUGAUAGGGUGGAUAGCAUUGGAGGUUCAUAAUUGUUAUUAUUGAAUGGAUUUUUUGGUUUGUUCAAGUUGAGUGCUCCCCUCUGUUUCUAUUUUGUUGAUUUGCUAGGCAAGAGUAAUAAUCUUUUUGAGAUUGAUGUAUUGUGGCAUGGGAACAAAGGGGGUCACAGUUUUCAUAAGAUAUAUCUGUACAGAUCAUAUGGUCAUAUAAAUAUUUUUCUCUUGGCUUAA
This is a messenger RNA of Vicia villosa (hairy vetch), 2580 nucleotides long. RefSeq names its product protein PSK SIMULATOR 1. The coding region runs from base 412 to 2382 and encodes 656 amino acids. Lineage: Eukaryota; Viridiplantae; Streptophyta; Magnoliopsida; Fabales; Fabaceae. The record is from RefSeq and is a predicted model, not a curated record. The transcript has 13 exons. Gene Ontology annotation, biological process: positive regulation of growth.